UCAAAAAGCGGAUGGUUUUACUUUUCUCUCUUCUACUACUUCUACUAAAACACCAACAUGCCCUUCAGCGCAGAGACCCACAAACCUCCACUGAGUGACCAAAUAACCGAGUUACAGCGGAGAAUUCAACUUUUAGAGGGCGACAGAACUGCGUUUUAUGAAACCUCCCAGGCCACCAUCAGAAAGAACAGAGAGAUGGUGCAGCAGCUGAGAGAGGAGAACACCAGGCUCUACAAGAAACUCGCAGCAGCCAGCGAGGGGGAUAAACACGUUGUUAAAGUGGCUUUUCAUAAUGUGGAUAAAAUCUCUGACAAAGAUGCCUUCCGUAACAUGUCAGGAAAGGUAAAUGUCAUUUUUUCACUUAAAGCAUUCCACUUAAUCCUGGUUACAUUUUUAAUAUAUAAUUUGCAGACAGCACUGGCUACUCUGGAUAGAAAGCUCCAAUCGAAAAAGAAGCGUCUGAAUGCCCAAAAGCACAUCACACAGACUCUGCAGCAGCGCGCCAAUGAGCUGAAGUUAGAAUAUGACAGACUGAAACCUCUAGGGAGCGGUGCCUCUAAAACUACAGAUCCACGUGCUCAGAAAAGAGAGGAAGAUGCGAUGAAAUUGCGAUCAUUGGAGAAUAACUUGGAGAAGACUCAAUUGAAAUGUAAAGAGGCUGAAAAUAUCACAAGGAACUAUCUGACACUCAAAAGCCAUCUACAGGAUGAGAGCCUGAAUUUUUCGAGUCAGUUGGACAGUCUAGAGGUAGAAAUCCUGAAUCAUAAAGAGGAGCUUCAAAACCUGCAGGCCAUGAACCAUGACGCCCAGCUCUCUGCAGAGGCAUCCAAGGCUGAACUACAACAAAGAGAGGAACUGCUCUACAAAGAUCGUAAGGAGAGGGAGCGCUAUAAGGCCAAGGUGGAAGAGCACAAAAUACAGACAGAGAAAGUUGAGAGAAGGACACAGAGGACAGUCCUGCAGUCAGAUGACCAGAGCAGUGAGGCCCAGCGCAGCACCACUAGGACAACUGGAGACGAGGACAAAGCCAUGUCCACUUUUGAGGACGUGUUUCGACAAAUCAAGGAGGCUACAGGUGUCACUGACAUACAGGAGGUGGCAGAGCGCUUUGUCACACAGAAAGGGAUCCAUGAGCAUCUGGAGAAACUGACAGAGGAAAAUAAAAACACUUUGGUGGAGUUGAAGGAGCAGAAGGCCCAGCUGGAUCAACAAUUUGAGGAUAAGAAAUAUUCUGGAGAAGCUAAAAUAUCCAGGGACCAACACAUCCUGGAGGACUGUGAGCAGCAGCUGCAGGCCGCUCAGAGGAGGUGUGACCAGGCCAAAGAGACUCUGAGCUCCCUGGAAAAAACUCUGGGCACAGUCCAGGCUGGAGUGGAGCAUCUCGCUGACAAACUGCAACACAUCCCGCUGGUUGAGGACACUUCCACCAUAGUGUCCACAGACUCAAGACUGGUGGAGCUGUUGAGCAAGUGUGAACUGAAACUGCAGUCCCUCUACAGUGAACUCCAGGGGAAAGACUUCUCUGCCAUUAUGAAGAUGAUAGAGGAUGAAAAGUUUUUUCUCAAAAUUGAGGGAAAGUUGCCAACCUUCAACACUCGUGUCCUGCUGCCUGAGGACCAGAGACAGGAGCUGUUUGAUGAUGAAGGGGAGAGCGAUGAGGACGAUGCAGGGACCAUCUCACGAGAGGCUCUGAAAAGACAGUCUCAGAUGACUGUUGACUCAAAGUUCAAGAAAAAGCCUUGGAAAAAGAAGAAGUGAAAAUUAAACUGUGACAUUCCUAAUGUACAUGUUAAAUCUCAUAUAAAUGUGCUUUUGCAUCCAACAGUGUUCUCAUACAUAUUAACAAAUAAAAAA
Boleophthalmus pectinirostris (great blue-spotted mudskipper) is the source of this 1854-nucleotide messenger RNA. RefSeq names its product outer dynein arm docking complex subunit 3 (gene odad3). Gene Ontology annotation, cellular component: cilium. The transcript is spliced from 12 exons. The record is from RefSeq and is a predicted model, not a curated record. Gene Ontology annotation, biological process: cilium movement; outer dynein arm assembly. NCBI's taxonomy places the organism in Eukaryota, Metazoa, Chordata, Actinopteri, Gobiiformes, Gobiidae. Bases 58 to 1758 code for a protein of 566 amino acids.